This is a messenger RNA of Sphenostylis stenocarpa, 1185 nucleotides long. Lineage: Eukaryota; Viridiplantae; Streptophyta; Magnoliopsida; Fabales; Fabaceae. The record is from the annotation of a GenBank genome assembly.
AUGCGAGUGAAGACAGGGAUCAGCCGCAUUCAAAAGUCACCAACUGACUCGGAAAGAAAAUGGGAUACAAUUUCACACGUGCUCCAAUUGACCCGGUUUUCCAGUCAAGGCCUCUAUAAACCAAGGAAACUGAAGAUGAUGGAGAUUGCGUCCACCAACUACUUGCCUGAACUUGAAAUGGAGUACCCAACCUUUCUUGAUCAAUACCAGAUGGAUUUUUUUGCUUGCCCCAUGAAUGAAAUUGGCUUCGAGUCUUUCUCCGGAUCCCCAGAGAGCAAUUCAUCUUAUCAGUUCAACUCAGAAAGCACACCAAAUUGUUUUCCAGAUGAAAGUCCUGAUCAGUCUUUUACCCUGGCAAGGACAACCAAGAGGCUUAAGACAUUCAAUACCUUCAACACUUGUGCCAGUGACUUAAUUUCCCAUAAGAUUUCCGGUUCUCCACCCUCCCAACUUAUUUCUUUUGGCCACUGUAAUGCUUCACCACGUGUUUCCCAGCAAUUUCACAACCUCCAUAUGAAGCCUAAAAUCGAGAGCCCGUCUAGUGAGAACAAGGACUUUACUGCCUUCGUUUCUCAAAGAUCAUAUGAGGACAUAAAUUUCCUGAGUUCUGAAAAUAGAACGAACCAGGUUGGCAUAACCACUAGGAAUUCAAUCCAAGCCCAAGAGCACGUAAUAGCUGAAAGAAAACGUAGGGAAAAGCUCAGCCAGAGGUUCAUUGCUCUUUCUGCCGUUCUCCCUGGCCUCAAGAAGAUGGACAAGGCUUCUGUGUUGGGAGAUGCUAUCAAGUAUGUGAAACAACUGCAAGAGCGCGUGCAAACUCUGGAGGAGCAAACAGCGAAGAACACAACUGGUUCUUCAGUCCUGGUGAAAAGAUCUAUUCUCUUUGCUGACGACGAAAAUUCUGACAGCCACUGCGACCAUUCAUUCCCUGAAAUCGAAGUCAGAGUUUCUGGGAAAGACGUACUCAUCAGAACUCAAAGCGACAAACACAGCGGGCGUGCAGCAGUGAUACUCAGCGAAUUAGAAAAGCUUCAUUUCAUUGUCCACAGUAGCAGCCUUUUGCCCUUCGGCAAUAACAAUGUUGAUGUAACUAUUAUUGCUCAGAUGAAGGAGAAGUACAUGGCUGCAAAGGAUCUCCUAGGAAGGUUACGACAGGCUUUGAAGCAAGUUGAUGGGCCUAACUAA